AUGACUAAUAACCAUAACGGCUCCAGCCGAAUGGGCGUCGCCGCAGAACACUGCGGCCUCGACACCAUCGGCAUGGGCUUGUUACAUCUCCCGCAGACCAACGCAGAGUUGCCAUUUGAGGUUAACUUGGAAUCUUUCCAAUUCCCAGCUGGCGUUGAGGUGUUUAAGGGGACUUUUCCCGACGGUGGAGUUUACCGUCUGGUGCGUGGUGAGGCAGGCACCAUCCGUGUGCUGUACGGCAACGUCGAGUUGGUUCCAAGAAUUUUUGAAGCACACGCCCACAAUGAUGUAUAUGUCGAAUAUUUUGUGCGGGGAGAGGAGCGUGUGAUACGGCUGUUUGCCUUCAGCAACUACCACGGUCAUCCGGCCGGGUACCGCAUCAAGACGUUCCUCGUCGACCACAGCGGCCCUGUUGAGUGCAGCGACCAUGCGGUUUCAUGCUUUGUUUGCGGGCCUAUUUCGCUGGAGCUGAACAUCACUCCCAACACACCUAUGCACCCGUUUGUGGAACGCAAGGUGCUGCUGGACAACGGGCUUUUUGGCUAUGCGUACACCCUGGCGCGUAAGCACCGAGGCUACGAAGUACACCCGUCUCGCAACUACUUCAAGCACCCGUACAUGAUCGGUUCCAUCUAUUACACACUCUUCACCGACGAGGGUGUGGUACCUGGAACGCAACCCCUAGAAGCUGACUCCUACAUCGUGAGGGCUCUCUUCAGCGACGAUCACAUCCAAGUGCACGUGCUGAAGCCCAGAUCGGUGAAAACGUACACCAUCCACCCAGUUCGCAGCGCCCAUUAG
Messenger RNA from Babesia ovata, 801 nucleotides. Its product is annotated as spherical body protein, putative. Lineage: Eukaryota; Apicomplexa; Aconoidasida; Piroplasmida; Babesiidae. The coding region runs from base 1 to 801 and encodes 266 amino acids. The transcript has a single exon. The record is from RefSeq and is a predicted model, not a curated record.